Uloborus diversus is the source of this 2662-nucleotide messenger RNA. Its product is annotated as CWF19-like protein 2. The coding region runs from base 92 to 2629 and encodes 845 amino acids. Gene Ontology annotation, biological process: mRNA splicing, via spliceosome. The transcript has 18 exons. NCBI's taxonomy places the organism in Eukaryota, Metazoa, Arthropoda, Arachnida, Araneae, Uloboridae. The record is from RefSeq and is a predicted model, not a curated record. Gene Ontology annotation, cellular component: post-mRNA release spliceosomal complex.
CGAGACCUGAGAUUUUCGGUUUUUAAUUUAAGCUUUUAAAGGCCGCAAAAAUUUUGAAAGAAAUAGGUUUUCUAUUUGGGCGAUUUCUGUCAUGAAGGAAACCAAGCAGAAAAAACAUCACCAAAAAUCUUCUAAGCACAAGAAAAAAAGUAAGAAGCAGAAGAAAAAGAGACAUGUUGGUUCCAGCUCAAGUGAUUCUGAUUCCCAGGAUUGUGAAAUGGAAUGGGUUGAAGCUUCAUCAUCCCUAACUCAAGCGCAUGCUUAUCAGUCUAAAAACAAGCCAUCUAAGGAGGAGCAAACUAGUUCAGAUUCAAGUGAUUCUGAUUCAGGUGACAUAACUUAUUCUCAAAAACAGGAUGGAAAUGUUUCUCAUAUAAAGAGAGAUGAUUGGAUGAAUGAAGAAAGCUUUGUACCAACUUUGAGUAAAAGUGAGAUGUUUUCAGGAAGCUCACGCCAGAAUAAAAAAGAAAUAGCAAAACUUCAGAGGGAAAAAGAAUUGGUAAUACAACAGUCUAGGGAGCUCAAUCCAUAUAUGAAGACUGGUGAUAAAGGACUUCCAAGUGAAACAUCACAUGCAGAAGACUUACAGUUACCUUCAACAUCCGUGGGGGAUCAUGGGUAUAGUUGGUUGAAAAAAGCUUAUUUGAGGAUUCAAGAACAGGCGCAGGAACAAGGCAGGACUAUGGAGGAAGUGGCAGUCGAGAGAUGGGGGUCUCUUGAUAAAUUGGUAUCAAUGAUAAAGGAAGCUGAAUCAAGAUUAAAUGAACAUUCUAAGUUAAAACACAGAGAAAGAGCAAGGAGAGAAGAGGAAGAAAUAGAAUCUCGAAGAUCAAGAAAAAGUGAUCGUUUUGAAAAACCUGAUGAUAUUUCUCCAAAUCAUAGUCCACAAAGAUCUUUCAAAUUUCAAAAACCAUCCGAAACUAAGCAUCAUCGUAGCAAUUUGCAUUUCAGUAGUUCCAAAAAUCAUAAGAAAUAUGAAAGACAUUAUGAUGACAAUGACAGAGAACGGCAUAGGGAUUCAAGAGAGAAAAGGGAUAAAUAUGAAAGACAUUAUGAUGACGAUGACAAAGAAGGGCAUAAGUAUCCAAAAGAGAAAAGUGAUAAAUAUGAAGACAGGUCAAAUGCGAUUUCAUCUGCAUUUAAUAAGCAUGAUGAUUCUCGGUAUGACCGAAAAAGAGAUAUAAAAUCUUCAUUUCAAAAACCAUCUCAUGAAGAUAAGUUUGAUUAUUCAAUAUUUGAAUCUAAAAAGAAAGAAAGCGGAUCACGGGUUCCUGCAUGGAAAAAGAAAAACUAUGAAGAAUCCAAAAAUUUAGAAAAGGAAGAAUCUAUUCCAAUGAAGGUUUCUGGAAUGAUAGAUCAAAACCUCAAAGAUGAUUUUAAAAGUACAAAACCGGUUUUAAGCAGAGAAUCAGCAGAUGAGUCAUAUUCCCAAAAAUCAUCCAAUAAGGAUAAAUCACCUGUGUUUUACACGAACGAUGAUUUAAGCAAGCUGGCUUCUAAGGUAUUUAAAGCUGAGUUAUUGGGUGACAAGGAAUUGACCUCUAAACUUCAAAAAGAAUUAGAUGAAGCUCGAAAGUUUGUUGUGGAGAGGCCAUUGAGAAAGGCAAAACAAGAGGAAGAAGUAGUUCUGAUGAAAAGAGAUAGCAGUGGACAAGUUCAACCUCUUAGAAUUACCAAUGAUGAUAUGUCUUCUUGUUCACACCAAAAAGGGAAGAAAUCCAAAUUCUUUGAUGAUGGCAGCAAGUACUCUCUGAAACAAAUGUUUGAAAGGGAGAAACUUACAACUGCUGAUGAUAAUCUUGAAAUGUUCAUGGAGGUUGCUGCAGAGUGCAAAGAAGCUACUGAAAUUGAUUAUGAGAUGGAUGAUGUUGCGAAGAAAGUUUCACAGAAAAUGUCUCACAAUCGUCAAGAAGAAAAAGACAUUGGAAAAGCUAUCAGGCAACAUCAAAAACGACAGUCUGCCUUAGAAAAGUGCAUAUACUGCCUAGAUCAACCGAACAUGAAGCAUCAUUUAAUUGCGGACAUUGGUAUAGAAGCUUAUUUAUGUUUACCAAGUUAUCAAUCCAUUGUUGAAGGCCACUGCUUGAUAGUUCCAAAAGUACAUGUAUCAUCGCUUCUUUGCUUAGAUGAAGAUGAAUGGAGAGAGAUUGAGGACUACAAAAGGAGAUUAAGAAACAUGUUCAAGGCAGAACAUAAAUCAGUGGUGUUUCUUGAAACAAGCAUGAAUUUCAGGUAUUGUCCUCAUGCAGUAUUGGAGUGUGUUCCCGUACCUUUUGAAGAUGGAGACAUGGCACCUAUGUAUUUUAAAAAAGCUAUUCAAGAAUCUGAAGCUGAAUGGGCACAUAACAUCAAGUUAGUGGACCUCACCAAAAAGGGCUUACGUAAUUCAGUUCCAAAGAACUUGCCAUACUUUUUUGUGGAAUUUGAUCCAGAAAUUCAUGCUGGGUUCGCCCAUGUGAUUGAAGAUGAGAAAAUGUUUCCCAGGAAUUUUGGAAAGGAAGUUGUUGGUGGAAUGCUUGACAUUGACUACAAUCAUCUGUACAAAAACAAGAAAGAAGAUCCGCUUAAAAAGUCUAAUGAAGUGUUGCUCUUUGGAAAGAAAUGGAAGAAAUAUAAAGAUGAAAGUUGAUGUGUAAAAUCAGCUGCAGAGAGAGUACUGUGU